This is a messenger RNA of Fukomys damarensis (Damara mole-rat), 1466 nucleotides long. RefSeq lists its product as uncharacterized. The record is from RefSeq and is a predicted model, not a curated record. Gene Ontology annotation, molecular function: actin filament binding. Gene Ontology annotation, cellular component: actin cytoskeleton. Lineage: Eukaryota; Metazoa; Chordata; Mammalia; Rodentia; Bathyergidae. Gene Ontology annotation, biological process: lamellipodium assembly. The coding region runs from base 213 to 1466 and encodes 417 amino acids. The transcript has 9 exons.
GGGUGAGGGGAGGAACGAAUGGGCAGUGCCAGUAUCUUUCUCGUCUUGGUGUCCUCGGGUGACCUUGACCGGAACCUUGCAGCUCCCACGUAGAACAUGAAGCUGCCGUUCCCUGCAGAGGUUUCCGGUGGCUGACGACACCUCGAAGGACGGGGACAGAUGGCUCGGGGACAGUGGUGAGCGUGAGACACAGCUGCCCUGGCCAGCACGGCAUGAAAGAGGAGGAGCAGCGUGCGUGUGGCACAGAUGCGUCACCGGCAGCUCCAGUGUCGGAGCCCCAGGCUGCGCACAGCCCCCUGGAGAAGCCGCCCAGCACGGCCAUCCUGUGCAGCGCGUGUGGAAGCCUGUGCAAGGGGGAGGUGCUGCGGGUGCAGGACAAGUAUUUCCACAUCAAGUGCUUCGUCUGCAAAGCGUGUGGCUGUGACCUGGCGGAGGGCGGCUUCUUCGUGCGGCAGGGCGAGUACAUCUGCACCCAGGACUUCCAGCGGCUCUACGGCACGCGCUGCUGCGGCUGCGAGCGGCUCAUCCAGGGCGAGGUGGUGUCGGCGCUGCCCUUCCCACCCGGGGACCGAGUGACCUUCAACGGGAAGGAAUGCGUGUGUCAGAAGUGCUCCCUGCCUACACCAGUGGGCAGCGGUGCCCACAUACACCAGGGCCUGCGGAGCUGUGGGGGCUGCGGCCUGGAAAUCAAGAAUGGGCAGGCGCUGGUGGCACUGGACAAGCACUGGCAUGUGGGCUGCUUCAAGUGCAAGACCUGCGGGAAGCAGCUGAAUGCCGAGUACAUCAGCAAGUACACCCAUCGUGGGGUGCACUGGGGCCCGCAGCAGGCAGCACAGAAGACGGGUCCCCUCUCGAAGGAAGGGCAGUGUUCCCCCCUGCUCCCUGGGAUUGGAGCGGGGGACGGUCUUGUGGCCGGCAGCCGUCCCAUGUGUGGCCCUCGAAUGACCCGCCGUCCUGCCCCAUCUCGUUGCAGGGAGGGGCUGCCCUACUGCGAGACGGACUACCACACGGAGUUCGGGAUCCGCUGCAGCAGCUGCGAGGGGUUCAUCACAGGGCGCGUACUGGAGGCUCACCGAGGCCAGGCCUCCUCUGGGCCGUUCCACAUGUGCUGCCAAGCCCAGCUGCCUCCCUCCCAGCUCUGCAGGGUAGGGCAGGGGCCUCCCCUGGAGCCCUCUGGGCGCAGGAUGGGCCCCGAGUUGGAGUCGGCCGUGGGCGGGGCCGGAGCUGGGUUGGUCCUGCCUUUCCGGCCUGGCUUGGGACAGCCGCCGUGUCCUGGGCCCUGCAGCCCCUCAACCACGGAUCGACUCUGUCUCUGGGGUCUGCUUCCCUCUCCACGGGUCAGGUGCUGGGGUCGUGAUGGCCGAGGCCAGCGCCUCACUCCGAGCUGCCAGGACUCACUGCCCACUGUCGGCGGUGGACGUGGAGGCGAUUUCCGCCUUUCCACUAUGACGAGUGACCUGCAGUGA